AGUCGGUAGCUGGUAGUGGAAGAAGGAGGAGCUCCGACUGUGCUGUCUCAUGGCAGUUUUUGUGCCUCUCGGCACUUGUCAUGUUUGUUUGUUUUUCAGAGAAGUCAGCAGGUCCCUGACCUCAUAGACCAGCCAGUUUGGGAGGUGGCACCAGAGUAAGGGCUGAGGCCCCAGAUCUGCCUGGGGUCAGGCUGCUUCUACAAGUGCUGUGCCAGCCUCAGUAGUGUGGCUGCUGGGACAGCACCGUUUCAGUUUCAUCAAAGACUCAGGCAGGAGUGGAGAGGAGUGUGGGUGCCCCAUGGAGUGUAUACUGACCUGUUGUAUCGACUCCACCUGUAGCUGGUGCAGGGGGAAGGUGGCACCCUGUUAUGAAUCUGUUAUUUAUGAGGCUGUGGCUGCUGCAACCUCAGAAUCCACUACUGUAGAGCCUGGCAAGCUGAAUGUAGGAGCCACAGAGGGCCAUGACCUGCAGCACAUCGGCAACCAAAAGAUUCCAACAGUCCCCCCUGAUGGCCACCUGAGUUUAAAAUCUCUGCCACCAAGUGAGGAAGAUAAUGAUGAUGCCCAGAUUUUACCACCGCAUGUCCUGG
Mandrillus leucophaeus (drill) is the source of this 590-nucleotide messenger RNA. RefSeq names its product aspartate-rich protein 1-like. The transcript has 3 exons. The record is from RefSeq and is a predicted model, not a curated record. The annotation marks the transcript as partial. NCBI's taxonomy places the organism in Eukaryota, Metazoa, Chordata, Mammalia, Primates, Cercopithecidae.